Molecule: messenger RNA, 6716 nt
Organism: Callorhinus ursinus (northern fur seal)
Lineage: Eukaryota; Metazoa; Chordata; Mammalia; Carnivora; Otariidae
Product: killer cell lectin-like receptor subfamily F member 2
Cellular component (GO): plasma membrane
Source: RefSeq, a predicted model, not a curated record
GCUCAUAUCUGAUUAAAAUUUUUAAAAAUAAAAUAAAAUAAGUGCAUGGAACAUAAUCUCAAUGUUGAAACCGUAGUAUAAUGAGUUUUUCAGGUCUCAAAUUCUAGAUAAACCAUCAUAGAGAGGAGCAAUUGGGACUUCUGUGGGUAUUCUGACAUCUAAUACAAAUUCAGUGAUCAUCUCAGUAAAUUUACGUUGGCUUACCACAUCUUUAAUUGAUCUGGGCUCCUAUCCUAUUACUUCUACAUAAGCCACCAGUAACAAAUUUUGAUUUUUGAUUCAGAACUAAAACGGUUCUCUAAAGACUUAGGUCGUAUGUCCUUACAUUCUGUAAGUUGUUUUUUUUUUAGUCUCAAGAGCAGCGGAUUAUUCCCUCCUACCUUUGUUUUUCCUCCUCUUUGCAGUUGAUUUUCCUCCUCACAAAUAUAGACGUGUAUCUUUCCCACACUUCUGUGACCUCAAAAAGCAUUUAUUAGGAGCUUUACUUUGAUAGUUAUUUCUUUUACGAUCUUCUAGAUUUGUUCACAAUGCUGAUGGUUUCUGAUUUUUAAAUUGUAAUUCAGAUCCCACUUCCACUUAAGUUGGAACAAGAGGAAACCCUCCGAUCUAAAAAAAAAAAGAAGAAUUUAUAACGCUAUUUUUGAUAGUAAGCAUGGUUGACACACACUUGUUUCAUAUUAUUAAGAGUUUUGAAAUUUUUUUUUUGAACAUCACAACUUGUUAAUGGUGAUGUUGUGUUUAUAAGUUAUUUCCUAAAAUAGCUGUAAGAUUUGGGAAUAUUUCAAGUGUUCUUAUUCAAGGAUGAAUCUUAAAAACUCUUGGACCUCACGACCUUCAUUUUCCAACAUGUCACUGAUGUCCUCAUCGCAGUGGUGUAGUAUAUUUUUAUGUUAUCCUACAGGAAGGAAAUUCCCUUUUGUCUAAGCAUGGAUGAGAAUCAGUCUUGCAUUUACAGUUUUACUUGUGCGAUACUUGGAAGGAUUUUCCAUAGACCAGACUAUGUCUUUGUACAUUUCAAAUUUUUCCCCCUACCCCCCCUUUCCUACUUGCUUCUGGUUCUGGGUUCCAUAGUAUCCAGUCUUAUCAUGAUAUGACUUCUGGUCUUGCACCUUUAUGUUAUGAUACAAGGUAAGUCUGUACCAUGGCAGUUAAGAAUAUUCCUGGAAGCCAUACUUAUGCCCGGAAGGCUAGAAAGAAUAUUUUUAUACCUAAACAUAUAAGAGAAAACUACAUAUAUUCAUGCCACUUAACUAAGUUGAAAAUGCCACCUCAACUUUCCCUUCAGAAGAUUAAAAAAAAAAUGUUGGCCACCCCUCCAAUGACAUCGACACACGUGGAAGGAAAUGUGAUGUGAUGGAAAGCAGAUCAGAACAGAAAGAGACAGCAUUGAUUAGUUAUAUCUUAGGUUUACAAAUUUGCAAAAACAUACAGCUAUGAAGACACACUGCCUCGGUUCAUCCAAAAAUGCCUUAGAAGGGACCCAGGCCAGAAAGGAGUUUGAAGCUUCAGUUUCACCAGCUUCGAAGAAGAUCCACCUCUGGACACAUUCCUGUGCUUUUCAGAGAACUGCAGGGCAGUGAGACUCCAGACAGAGCCCAUCCUGGCAGCCUCCCUGAGUUGAAAAGGAGCCUAGGGGCCAGAGAAACAAAGGCUGCUGGAAUUUGCAGGAGAAGAAAGAAGAAUGCUGCUAUUAAGUUUUUAAUAUCCACAUUCCUACAUGCCUCAAGCGUUCUACUAGGUGAUGUAAAUCCAAAGAUAGAAAAGAAAUGAUCUCUGCUACUUACACAGGAUGUUUGGACAGAGGCAAAACACAGAGAGAUCAAUGAUGCAGAAGCCAAAAAAGCAUCCCUAUCAUUGCCAACACAAGUGGGCAUGCAAAGAUUACCCUAAAUGUCCCAAGUGGCAUCGCACUGUUCUGAGACUGAGCAGCAUUGUGCUGGUUAUACUCACUGCCACAGUGACUGGACUAACUAUUUGGGUAAGUCACCUAAGUAGCGAGCAUGGAAUCAAAGACUGUGAUUGUAUGAAUAUUUCUCCCAGGAAACAGCAGGACAAUACAAACUUCACAACAAAACCGAGGCUAAACUUAUGCCCUAAUAACUGGCUGCAGAAAAAAGGGAAAUGCUAUAAUUUUUUAAAAAGCUUUAAAUCAUGGACCGAUAGUCAAAAAUCCUGUUUAAUAAUGAAAUCGCAUCUCUUGAUGAUCCAAGACAAGGCUGAACUGGAUUUCAUACAGAGUAAUAUACAAGAUGGAAUUUACUUUUGGAUUGGAUUGAACAUCACACACCCACAAAAGACAUGGACCUGGCUGGAUGGCACCCCUUUAAAUCCACAGUUGGUCCAGGCUGAAGAGGCAGCAGCUACUCCAGAAGCUCUUCUCACGAAGAUGUCAGAGGUGCAAGAGACUAAGCCCAUCAACUCAGCAUAUUUCAAGUCUCUGGUUGACCUCAAAGUCAGGGAGUGGGGAAGUACGCUUUACAACUAGUAACAGGAAUUGCAGAGCAAUAUAUAUAUCUGCAAGGAGUGAAUCAAGGGCCAGUCGUCACAAGCCACAACUUGUUGUGGUCCUUCUUGAGGACUUCCGGUCAAAUUUUGCCAUUGUCUUUUUAAAAUUUAUUUAUUUUUGGGAUCAAUCUCUUAGAUCUUACUUGUUUUGUUUUGCUUUUUAAAUUAAGAACUUUAUCUAAGACUGCUGCUUUCUGCCUUUUCUUUUCCCUUAUGGGCAGUAACAUCGUUAUAUAAGUCAGGUUGAUCUUUUUUUUCAAAAUGAGUUCCACAUAAACUUUUCUUAUUUCUCCUGUGUAUUUUCACUUUCCUUUUUUCUUCACUCUUCUAUUAUGUUCGCUUCUUGAUGAUUCUGCUAUGUUUUCAAAAAGACAUAUUGCAGAUACAGUAGCCUAACUUUGCGAGGAUAAAGUUGUAUAGCAAUACAAAAUUGAUACACACCAGUAGUCAUGAUUUUACAGAUGAAAGGCUGUGUUUCAACCACUGUGUUUUGUAAAUGAGGAAAAUGAAUCAAGCAUAAAUGAAUAAAUUAUUCAAGGUACUCAGCUGAUUAGUAAAGGCUUCUGAUUCUCUGUUUGCCAAUUCAUUUUCUCUCCAACAUCUUUGUCCAACUUCGUAGAUAAAUUUGCUUUGGGAUUUGAAAGCCUGUUCUCAACUUUCACAAGAUAUUCAAACCAGAGACUGAGGACUAAUAUUCAAAUUGUUUAAUCUUUUUACCCACAAAUAAUAUUGGUCACAAUUAUACAUAAAAAUCUCUCUAAUUUGUAUAUUUCUUUCCCACCCCAAUUUUAAUAAAUAUUUUAGUCCCUUAUUAUCUCUCAACCAGACAUUUAUGACAACCUCUAACUAAUUACUUCUCCUCCAGGCCAAUCUCUUCCUUCUCUUUCAAUCCAACGUUCACAUUACUGUCAAAAUCUUUUUUUUUCUAGAUCACAAAUCUAUUCAUCAGUUUUAUCACUUAAUUUUUGUCAAUUCUUCUCUAUCAUCUCCAAAAUGGAAAUUAAGCGCUUUAGAAUGACCCUUAGCAAUUCAAAUGUCAAAUUACAUUAUUCAGGUCAUCGUUCUUCCUUCUCUUCUGUACUGGACUUUGCAUCAUUUUCCAAACACAUUCUUUCACUCUGUUGCCUUCACUCAGGCUCUUACGUUUACCUGAUGUGCCCUGCUCCACUUGUCUACUCUGCUUAAGAUUUGCCUCUGUUGAAACCAAAUUUAUAAUAAAAAAAAACCUACUCUUAAAUCUUUUGGCAGAGUUAGUAAACUUCCCCAUGAAUCUUAUGCUGCCAUUUUGGGUUCUAGAUAACUGUAUUAUAGAACUUUGUUAUAUUAAAUUAUAUUUAUUUGUUCAUAUCUAUCUUUUCUAAGGGACUAUAAGCUCCAAGAUGGAAGGGAAUCUAUUUAUUCAUCUUUGUAUUACCACACAGUGAUUGACCCCCCAAAAAAGUGCUAAAACCAGUGUCUAUUGGAUGAAUAAAUAAAUGUUCUAGAUCCUUCUUACAGAGUCUAAUUCAGCAUAGUUGGACUCAUCUACACUUUCUAAAAACAAAUUUCUUUUCACUAAUUACAAAACAAGCAUUUGUUCCUCUCCCUGUUGGUUUCUGGCUUUAUUUCCUAGCCACUUUCCCCGAGCCGCUUAGCUCAGCUAAGUGGCUGACAAUAUUUCCUCAGGAGCCAAAAUAAUAUGACUCUCAUUAAAAACAAUUGAAAUCAAACUAACAUGAUUUUUCUUUUCCCUCUCUUGCCUGUAGUUUCUCACAUGGACACCUGCGUCCUCCAUUAAUCUGUUGCUUGCUGCCCUCUCCCAAGUUGUAUUUCUUUACAAAGAGUCAGAAAAUCAUCUUUUGUUAAAUGAUAACUAGAAAUACUUAAUAAUUGGCAGAUCACAAGCUUAAUUAUAUCACUGAAUUAUCCCACAACAUCCAUCUGAUUAUAUGCAUUUUGAAAUUCUCCCUUAUUUUUUUCUUUUACUUUGAAACUCUUUGCUAAAUAGUCUCUAAGCUCACUCGUUCAACUCAGACUUUCGAUAAUGAUCACUCUAACAGAAAACAGAGGAAAAUUCUCUAAAAGAAUUUUUCUUUCAAGUUCUUUCCUUGCCUUGGGGAACCCCAUACUCAGAAAUUUUCUAUAUAGUCCUUCCAGCUCUGUUUACAUUAUAUCUAGUUCAUUCAUAUCCUUGUAGGUAUUCAAUACUUACUAGGGACGUUUCAGAGCCCUGACUCUACAAAGGCAAGAUGACUAACCCUGGGAAACUAUGUUAGCUCCCCAGGUUAACUCCACAUAUUCCCUGUCCUUUGUAGGAGCUGGACCUGAAGCAACAAUAAGACAUAACCCAUGUUUUCAGCCUACAAGGGAUUGGAAGGGGUUGAGAUCAUAACUAGCAGAGCCUGAGAAACUUCAAACCUAAUCAUGGGUCUGUGUCUAUGAGGAAAAAAAACAAAAACAAAAACAUAGUCACCGAAUUAAAACAACAACAACAACAACAACAAAAACAAAGCAAAUGCAUGGGUGAGAAAUGGGGAGACAUAUGGAACUGGCCAAACUGGAAGUACCACGCAAGGCUAAAGCAUAAACCUUAAAUCUUUUCCAUCCUUUUGGGAAUGUCAUUCUCCCUUCUAUUUAUUCACAUUCUAAUCUGCCUUCAAAAUAGUUAUUCCUUCUCAGAGUGUUGAUAGAACUUGUUUGGAACUCUUCAUCUGUACAUUUAUUACUAGUUAUAUUUUUAUAUGAGUAGCCUCCUUUCUUUUAUGAAAUAAAUAUUGUUUUAAAGCACCAACAGGCUAAAUCUUUCAGGAUAAAGUAUUUUAUUACAAGUCAAAGGAAAAGAAAGACCAGAGUUCCUCAAAUUCUUGUUCAUUGCCUUCUUCCUCUUACAAUUAACCAUAAAUGUACUAGUUGCUGAAGAUGAGAAUUAUAUUAUAAAAUAUUAGAGGAGGUACUUUUACCACUUCAAUUACAUCACUUUUCAUAUUUUCAAAAAAAACCAUGCUUUUGCUCACCAUGCCCAAUCACUGCUAUUUGAGAUUUCUUUUUGUUCAUGGGAAAAAAAUCAAUGCCAUUUAUUUUAAUAUUUCUAAUUUAUGAGAUUAAUUUCUUAAUUCUACACAGGAAUUAAAUUCAUUAGUGCUGAAUAUAGAAACUCUAGUCAAGACCAAACAUUUUUUUGAGUCCACACCUCUUAAUACUGUACUAGGUGAUGUCAUUUUUUUAAAAGGCAAAAGGUACUACACUGAAAUAUACAUUAUAAAGUAAGUUCUUGAGCUUCAAGGGACUUAUGAACAUCGCAAAAAUCCGGGAUUGUGAGUGUGUAUGUGUAUGUGUGUGUCUGUUUUUAUACUUUUCUGUGCCAUCCUUUUACCAGACCCUUACAGAAUGUCAUGGGAGAGAUCUUUGUCAGUUGUCGGUAACCUUAGCACCUGAACUUAUCUCAUCAGUCAUCCCUACGUGCCUUUAUUUUUAAAUUUGUCUUUCUGUUUACCUCUUUAAUGUCAUACUAAGGUCCUGUAUUCCACUUUGUUCCCAUUAAGACACAUCCCAUCAAAUAUUUAUGCUAGGAGACAGAUAAAUGUAGGAUAACUUCCAGGCAUUUGACUUGGAUAACCGGAAGGAUAUGGGGCAGUGGAUGUUUCUUUGUCAUUAUUUCCGAUGUACAGCAACUGAGCCACUUUCCUUUGCUGAGACUGUUCUUUGCCACAUGAGUCCCGAUGGCAGGCAAAACCUUCUCCACUGUAGAAGCUAAAGAAGCUUUUCACUUUCCCAGCCUCCCCUGGAACUGAGGAUGCUGAGGGGCAUGUGGGCUAUACCCAGUUAGAUGCACCCUAGUCAGAUCUUGAGUAGGGAGCUAUUUAUGCUCAGAAGCAUUGGAAAUGGGGAAGUCGGUCUGGGGUGGGGGUGGAAUAAGAACAUCAUAAAUAUUUAGAUUGCAGUGUAUUCAUGGAGUCAAAACUGUUUUCCAUUGGUGCUAGCAGUUUCUUCUUGCUGCAGCUAUGAUCAGAAAUACAGAAUGAACAUAUUUAGUUGAAUAAUAGAACUAGUUCAUUUUGGGGCACAUUGAUAUUAAAGUUCCUCUGAACAUCUAGGUAAAGAUGUCUAGUAGGCAUUGGUAUACAAAAUUCCAGAUUUUAGGGAAGAGAUAUAAUUAAAGCUAAAGGUUUGAAAUUGUCAGUAUGUAUGAGCCAAUAGAAAGCAUAGUUGAUUUUUGAAAAACGUUGCAACUG